AACGAUAGAGUCGAAAACAAAUAAGCCAAGACCCAAAACUAGGACAUGCCCCAACCUAAGGGAUUGAAAAAAAAAAAAAAUCACCACUCUCUUACUUUCUGUCCCACCAAGCAAAGACAAGACUGAAAACAAGAAAGUACACUGCACUGCACGCAUUGGCAAAGACAAAAGAACAAACCAACCCAAAACACAUAACAGCCAUAUACAAAAGCAGUCAAAAGAUUCCCUUUGCCACUCAUGGGUAUAAGAAUCUUUCUUUUCCACGGGUUUAACCGAUUAAAUUUGUAAUACGGUGUGGUAUUCACACAAAUUUCGUCAAAGUCAUGUAAUACUCUCCUUGUAUGUGUUAUUUGUUUUCAACAUGUGAAUCUUAGGAAUUUCACUCUCCACUAGUAUUGAGUAGUGAGUAGUGAAAUCAAAAUGGCAAAGAAACGAAGGCGAUGAUUAACUUGUAAGCGUGAGGCAGGUUAUGUAGUAUCUGGACUGGAUGGCGAUGCUGUGUUGCCUGACACAUACAAUCUGCAAGCACCAUAAUCAAUCUAUUCUCUAUGCCAUUGUGUUGCCACCAUGUCUACCGUUGAUUCAAUCCUCAUAGCUGAGCUUUGAAUAUUCAUGUAGUAAAACAUCGAAUUUCCAGAAUUCAUGGAACUGGGUACAAAAUAUUGUACUUACACAUACCAGCUAUAUAUAAUAUCGAUGGUUUGCCCAAAGGUAUCAGAAUAAUCAAUUACUCCUUUCCCAGUAUCUUGUGUUGUUUGAUGGCCUAACUCAAUCCUAUCAAAUCCAGACGAAUUUUUGUUUGUUUAUUCUUGUGUCACAAAACCAAAGGAGGAGCCCAUUUCUCCUUCUUUUAUCUUUUAUAUUUCUGAAACAAAAAUCUGUUCGCUUCUUAUUAUUUCAAUCCUCUCAUUCUCGUUCAUAAAAAUAAUGAUUUCUUUUAUUGCUACCUCAUUUUUCAUUGUCAGCCGAUCAUUCCACACAUCACAAUUGCCCUACACUAAACUCAUUCAAGUCUGCACUCGUGAUCGAUCAUUGCACCCUGGAAAACUACUCCACGCACGCCUUAUCAUCACUGGCUUAGCUCCUUUGACCCACUUUGCCUCCAAGCUCAUAUCCUUUUACACUGAAUGUCAAGAAUUAUUGUAUGCUCGAAAACUGUUCGAUAAAAUUCCCAAAACAAAUAUCCACCGUUGGAUUGCCCUCAUUGGAGCCUACGCUCGCCGUGGCUAUCAUCAGGAAACACUGGAUGUGUUUCAUGAAAUGCAAGGUCAGGGUCUGAAACUCAACAAAUUUGUUAUUCCUAGCGUAUUAAAAGCAUGCGGGAAUGCGUUAGAUAGAGGAACUGGAUUGAUGAUACAUUGUAUGGUUCUAAAAAGUUCGUUUGAAACUGAUGCUUUUGUUACUAGUGCAUUGAUUGAUAUGUAUUCCAAAUGUGGAAAUGUUGAAGCAGCCAAAGAUGUUUUUAAUGGGAUGACUGAGAAAGAUUUAGUGGCGAUGAAUGCCUUGGUUUCGGGGUAUGUUCAACAUGGACUUGCUAUUGAGGCAUUGUGUUUGGUGGAGGAAAUGCAAAUAUUAGGAGUGACGCCUAAUGUGGUUACUCGGAAUUCUUUAAUAGCUGGUUUUUCACAGAAGGGUGAUCGAGUGAUGGUUUCUAAGCUUUUUGCAUUGAUGCACAAUGAUGGUGUUGAGCCUGACGUGGUGUCUUGGACUUCAGUUAUAUCUGGGUUGGUUCAGAAUUUUUGCAAUGAUCAGGCGUUUGAUAUGUUUAAGCAGAUGCUGGAAAUGGGAUUUUACCCGAGUUCAACUACAAUUAGUAGUAUAUUGCCUGCUUGUGCAAGUGUGGCGAAUGUCAAGCAUGGAAAGGAGAUUCAUGGGUAUGCAGUGGUUACUGGGGUGGAAGAUGAUAUAUACGUGAGGAGUGCUCUCGUUGACAUGUAUGCCAAGUGUGGUUUUAUAUCUCAGGCAAGGACGUUGUUUUCUAAAAUGUCAGAAAGGAACACGGUUACUUGGAAUUCAAUGAUUUUCGGAUAUGCAAAUCAUGGGUACUGCAAUGAAGCAAUUGAGCUAUUUCAUAAGAUGCAGGGGGAGCAGAAACUUGAUCAACUGACUUUCACAGCAGUUCUUACUGCUUGUAGUCAUGCUGGAUUGGUUGAACUUGGACAAAGUCUAUUCCAGAUGAUGCAAGAAACCUACAAAAUAAUUCCUAGAUUAGAACAUUAUGCAUGCAUGGUGGAUCUCCUUGGUCGAGCAGGAAGACUUUCUGAGGCAUAUGAUUUUAUAAAGACAAUGCCAACUGAGCCUGAUCUAUAUGUAUGGGGAGCACUAUUAGGAGCUUGUAAGAAUCAUGGGAAUAUAGAGUUUGCUGAAGUAGCAGCUAAGCAUUUGGCAGAGCUAGAGCCUGGAAGUUUAGCAAAUAAGUUGUUGUUAUCAGAUUUAUAUGCCAAUGCUGGAAAUUGGAGUAAUGUUACAAGGCUCAAAAAGAUGAUGAAGAAAAUAAAAUUGAAAAAAUUUCAGGGAUGUAGUUGGAUAGAGGCCUACUAAUAUGCAGUUGAUUCAUGGGUGAUCAUGCUGCCUCUUCAUGACUUGUGCUUCCUCAUGUCCUUUUUAUAUUAGUUGGGACGGCUGUAGUACAUGGAUGAUGGAUGAAAACAAAGCAUGUUGUCUAGAGAUAAAAUCAUAGAACAGAAGGUAUAAAAUUAUUUCCUCUUGGGGUCGGAAAUUGUUAAUGGGAAAAUGUAAACAGUCAGUACUAUUCAGAUCCACAAGUUCUUAAAGAUGGUCAAAGAAGAAGAUUUGUGGAACAGAGAAACAUGCAUAUACAAUUGAAAGUUAUGUCACUAUGGCAUUGGGAAAUUCAAAGGAAGGUGUGUUAUGUUCUUCCUUCAAAGACUUUUCCUUCCCUGGCCAAACCAUUCCAAGGCUGAGAAGAUAGAUGUGAUUCACAAAUCACCAUGGCCACAAGGAGACCAGGUUUCUACUGAGGCUGUAGAAUGUUAUUUAUGGAAUCUUUGAAUCUUGUUAAUAAUGUUAAAUGCGGAGCUUUGGUUGAUUG
This is a messenger RNA of Mangifera indica (mango), 3052 nucleotides long. RefSeq names its product pentatricopeptide repeat-containing protein At5g59600. The record is from RefSeq and is a predicted model, not a curated record. Gene Ontology annotation, molecular function: RNA binding; protein binding. The transcript has a single exon. The coding region runs from base 928 to 2541 and encodes 537 amino acids. Lineage: Eukaryota; Viridiplantae; Streptophyta; Magnoliopsida; Sapindales; Anacardiaceae. Gene Ontology annotation, biological process: RNA modification.